UGAGUUAUCGCAUUUGCAGGUUAGGUUAAGGUCAUGUGUUUGUCGAUCACGUAAACUUUCAGUGCAAAACCUUGGCUGGUUUUCAUUGCUUUGUGCCAUAACUACUCCACCUAACAGCGAUGCAUCGCUCUACUAAAAUAUGAGGCUGGCUACGAUCAGGCUAUUCCACCUCAGCAGGAAUAGCCUGUUGACAUCAACAGAAGUAGCCACUGCUCUUAGGCCGUUUUAUUUUGCUGUACAUCCCGAUUUGUUUGAGCAAUUUCCAAAAGAAAGGACAACUAAUGAGAAUUCUCUUAAACAAUUGAAUUCUUUCAUUGAAACCGUUCAAAAAUCGCGCCACGUUCAACCCUGCAGUAUACAAUUCUACAUCAGAGACAAUAAAAUAGAUACCAAGAAAGGUACAUUCAAAUUAGUUAAACUAGACUUGAGGGAAAGAGAUCUUAGAUCAAUUCUCCUAAAAGUUCUCAAAUCAUGUAACCUGAGUACAGAAUUUAUCGACAAACUUCCACAACCAGCGCAAAAUUCAUCCAGCGGUUAUACAUUUGUAAGACCCGAUCGAACAAACGAUAUUGACUUAACUAAUCUAGACCCGAACGACGUGAUUUUCGGCCCGCUGGCGGUGAAACGCACAAUUCGCGAAGCGCAAGAAAAUCUAAGACUCUGUAAAUGGCUGGAGAGCAACAACAAAGAAGCAUUGGAACGCAGUAAUCUAACAAUGCCAAUGCGAGAAGACAUUGAAGCAUUAAGUAAAACUCUCUCAGCUGAGUUAAAGUUAUCCGACUUAAGAUGGGACUGCGGUUGGAAUAUCCAACACUUUAAAGGCUGCUUACAGAGCUUGAAUGCGUUGACAGUCGAACACUUUGAUGAUCUUCAGUGUUUAAAAGGCAGAAUCUUGGUGUUUGCACCAUUCACCGGCGUUAGUUUGGAUGGUCACAUCAUGUUGAACAGUGGUGAAGUUAGACACAACUGGUUGGAUUUGAUCAAAAAUAUCAAGAAGUACGAUGAACAUCUAGAAAGAAUUCCCGCAUUCGAAAAGGCUGUCUCUCAAGUGCUGCGAGAUAUUAAAGUAAUGCGACGUAAAUUUAUGCCGAAGAUUCUCGCCGGCGAGUAUGAGCGCCAUCUACAACAAAUCACCACAUCCCUGAGUGACUUUCUUACAUAUAAAAAGUUUCCAAAAACUUGGCCAAAAUCACUCAAAAGAUUUGAAAUCGUCGUUGAAACGGAGGCUGGUCCAUUGAUGGUAUCCCCAACAGGACAAUUCAUCGUCCCUGCGUCAUGCCCAGGCUUCCUCCUAGUCAGUUUCAUCACAGAUAACAUGGAACUCGCGCUGGAGAACAUGAGUCGCUACGAAACCGACAAACACAUCGAGCGCUCACUGCAGGAAAAGUGUAAGAUUAAUUUACAGUUGCUGAGUCUGCGUAAAGACGACAACGUGACGCCGGAGAUGAUGAUCGCGUGCUGCGAGAAUCUACUGGUUCAUCAGCGUCGAUUGUCCGAGCUUACAAACGGCCUGCGACUGAGUAUUUCAACGUAUUAUUCGGUGCUGUCCGAUGGGGUUGUUUGCGUGCCAUGGAACUGGAAAUUGUGAUCAUAGAUAAAUAGUUAAGAUUACUAGGUCAAUUAUAAUUAAAAUAUUAUAUAAUAGUUGUAGUUGAUGAAAUGAAAUGAAAACUAAUCGCUAUCUUCGCUUGA
Molecule: messenger RNA, 1692 nt
Organism: Dalotia coriaria
Lineage: Eukaryota; Metazoa; Arthropoda; Insecta; Coleoptera; Staphylinidae
Product: T-cell activation inhibitor, mitochondrial
Exons: 5
Coding region: 140-1588 (482 amino acids)
Cellular component (GO): mitochondrion
Source: RefSeq, a predicted model, not a curated record